Pomacea canaliculata is the source of this 1813-nucleotide messenger RNA. Its product is annotated as lecithin retinol acyltransferase-like. The record is from RefSeq and is a predicted model, not a curated record. The transcript has 5 exons. Lineage: Eukaryota; Metazoa; Mollusca; Gastropoda; Architaenioglossa; Ampullariidae. Bases 1 to 981 code for a protein of 326 amino acids. Gene Ontology annotation, molecular function: A2-type glycerophospholipase activity; glycerophospholipid phospholipase A1 activity. Gene Ontology annotation, biological process: N-acylphosphatidylethanolamine metabolic process. Gene Ontology annotation, cellular component: cytoplasm.
AUGAGUGAUGAUGUCCUUAUCUUUGGUGGGAGUAUCCGAGAGCGAAGUGAUAGAACACCCGCUGGUCAGUUGUACAAUGAGCAUCAUGCGGGUGUCAAGUUUAGGGUAGGACUCCAGAUUCGCCAUUUGUUAAAUUUCAUUACUCACCGCAUUACCCAGUGCGGUCAGAGCACUUUCUUUGAUAUUGCCCUCAAGGCUAAUAACAACCAUGAACAUUUGAGAGACUGCCAAUUGACUGACACAGCAUUCGAUGAUACCAGCACUGACAAGAGCAAAGACAAGGACGGCUUCAACGGCGACGGCAGGGCUUACAUCUACAUCAACGACCAACAGCCCGGGGUGGCUUUUUGUCAGCUCGUAAUGUUAGAUGAACAGUCAGCAAUGCCAUCAAGUGAUACUCAUCGACACAAUCAAAACGUCUUGUACAACCUCACUAAAGGAGACUUGGUAGAGUUUCCGCGUGGAACCUACAGUCACUGGGGCAUCUAUGCAGGCAAUCAAAGAAUCAUCCAUCUUGUAGCAGACGAAGAAAAGAAAAUUAUAAUCAAUGGGGUUUCAAGACAACUAAAUAAUUGCAAAGGUCCAAUGGCAGUCAGCGGCGCGGCCCAUGCAAAGGCAGGUGGUUCCCGUCAAACGAAAGGAGAAAUACGUGACGAGGAUUUUUUUGCUGUUGCUGAGGACUCCAAGGCAAUGAAGAACAACCAGUUGGAUCACAAAUAUCGUGUGUACACACCAGAUGAAAUCGUCAGACGAGCCAUGUCCGAAAUAGGCAGGACAGACUACGACCUCUUCACUAACAACUGCGAGCAUUUUGCUACCUGGUGUCGGUAUGGAAUUGCAAUUAGUCUGCAGGCCAUGAAAGGGGCAGAAGUUGUGGAGACCGCAGAUACCGUGACUACUGGUUUUACUGUUUUUGCUGGUGUUGUUGGUUUUGUUGCUGCUGCUGCUGGGAUUGGUGUAACACUUUUAAAGCUUUUGUGAAUACACUUCUGCAAACUUCCGUGGUACAAUGCAAUUUACCUGUAAAAAAGCGACUCACAUUUGCAGACCGAAGCAAGAUUAUCUUGAAGCCAUGUUGCUCGCCCUAACCCUAACCCUAGUUCAACGACAGGGACACAGACUCCUCAGUGUGACAUAGGAGACAUCUUCAGCAUACAUGGACUAAAUUUAAUUUACGCAUUAAGUCUUCAAAUGUUCUACAUAAUUUUUUUUAUCCAGUUUAUCAUUACUUGAGGAAAAAAGUAUUUUAAGGCAUUAUUUCUCAUGUGUUAUACAAUAUACAAGUCUGUGGCGAUCUAGUACAAACCUAUGUUUUUGGAAUAUUUUAAUUUCGUUUGAAUGUUUUUUUCAGUUUUAAGAUUUAAAACUUUUAACUUGACAUAAUUUGUGAAAUAUUACCCAAAUAUUACAAAGGUUUUAUAUUUAAGCAAUCUAUAUUGUUUUCUAAAAUCCUGUAACAAAUUAAAAUAACAUUAAUAACAAUUUUUCAAGGAAUAAACGUUAAAUCGCUUUUUUUCCACAUUAUUUUAACAACCUUUUUGUGUUACUAGAGCAAAGAAAAAUGAAACAAAAUGAUUUUUGUCAGAACGUAAGGAAAACUGUAAAAUUUUGCUAUUGUUAAUCAGAUUGUGUCAGUUCUUUUAUCUUUUAUAAAUAUAUAACUUUCAUAUUAUUAAUAAUAUUGCAUGGCAAUAAAAUAAUGACUUUCCACCUCCAGAAGAGCAUGCACAGGUGCAGAAUUUUGAUGUUGUCCCUUAAAAAUAAUUUUGCUUCCAAUUGAAGGCUAUUUAAUACAUAUUAAAAAAUUGAAAAA